AUGUUUGAGCUGCAAGAUGCUGAAUCCAAUGCUCAGGAUGAAAAAAUACCAGCAAGUGUAACUCACCCCACAACUACAGUUUCUUGUCAAGAUGGAAAAUCUGAGUUUCAGGUUGGAAAAGACCUGACCCCUACAAGUACUUCAACACACUUAGUCUUGGGUCAAGAGGAUGAGCUCAGUCCCCAGAUUCCUGAGUUCAGACUGGACCAAGGGAUAUCCCGAAGUGAAUGUGAUUCCUCCGCUCUGAUUAUUUCAAGCGAUGAAGAAGUAGAAAGCAAAAAAGAUCCUACUUGCAGAAGUGGCACUAAUUCCUUUCAAGAAAGGACUACUAUAACAAAAUUGGUAGAAUUGCCGAGGCAGGUUAUUUCAGAGCCUGGGAGUUAUGGAGGAACAGUAAUGUCCUGUAAGGCUAAAGAAUCUGAGAAUCUACUAAAGACAAUGCAAGAUGUGAAGAAUGAAUUUUCCUCUGAAACACUGAUGCCUGAUGCUCAAGUAGUAGAAAUUGAUUUUGAAGAGAGUGCAUCUGGUGGUAGUUUCAUUGCAGUGGACAGUGAAUCUAGUGAUGAUGAACUUCCGACAGAAGUGUGUGACGUAUCCGAAGUUUCUACUGAUCACGAGGAAAAAGUAAUUGCUCUGGAGGAGGCUGCCGACAUUGAAAGAAAAGGAGCUGGUGACUCAGAGACUGUCCUGAGAGACAAGGCUGAAGAAGUGGAGUUAGCUAUUCAGGAGAGAGACGUUGGAAAGGCUGUCGAAGAGGCAGCAGAUGAAUGGCAAGAUAUUAAUUUGGAGGAGCUGGAGACUGUGGAAAAAGACCUUUUAGUGGAGCAGAAUGUGCUUCAAGCUCAAAAACAGCAACAGGAACGCAUUGCUUCUACUGUAACUGGGCAGAUGUUCCUGGAAAGUCAGGAACUCCUACGACUCUUUGGUAGUCCUUUCAUUGAGGCCCCCAUGGAAGCAGAGGCCCAGUGUGCCAUUUUGGAUCUAACUGAUCAGACCUCUGGGACGAUCACGGAUAAUAGUGAUGUUUGGCUCUUUGGAGCACGGCACGUUUACAAAAAUUUCUUUAAUAGAAACAAGUUUAUAGAGUAUUACCAAUAUGUGGAUUUUUACUACCAACUAGGAUUAGACCGGAGCAAGCUAAUCAAUUUGGCCUAUUUGCUGGGAAGUGACUACACAGAAGGAAUACCAGCUGUUGGCUGUGUAACAGCAAUGGAAAUUCUCAAUGAGUUCCCUGGACAUGGUCUGGAGCCUCUCUUAAAUUUUACAGAAUGGUGGAAUGAAGCUCAAAAGAGUAAGAUGAGACCUAAUCCCCAUGACACCGAAGUGAAAAAAAAACUCCGACAACUGCAGCUUGCUCCUGGCUUCCCCAAUCCGGCAGUGGUGGAGGCUUACCUCAGGCCUGUGGUUGAUGAGUCGAAGGCACCGUUCUUAUGGGGAAAGCCCGAUGCAGAGAAAAUUAGAGAGUAUCCUUUCAUCACUUUAGUGCGACACCAUUAG
Tachyglossus aculeatus (Australian echidna) is the source of this 1497-nucleotide messenger RNA. Its product is annotated as DNA repair protein complementing XP-G cells-like. The record is from RefSeq and is a predicted model, not a curated record. NCBI's taxonomy places the organism in Eukaryota, Metazoa, Chordata, Mammalia, Monotremata, Tachyglossidae. Gene Ontology annotation, biological process: nucleotide-excision repair. Gene Ontology annotation, cellular component: nucleus. Gene Ontology annotation, molecular function: DNA endonuclease activity; single-stranded DNA binding.